AAUAGUUAGUUAUAACGUUAGUCACUUCUUUUCCACAAAGUACUUUUCUACAUUUUCGCUAGAUUUUAUUGAUAUUUCUAUAGUCAGGAUGUGUUCCAAGCCACAGGAGCGUGCAACACGCCGUCAUGACUCUGGCAAAGUCUGUCGCGAUCUUCUAUACAUGAGAUCCAAGCGCGCCAGACGGGAAGUGCCCGCCUUCACCUAUCAGGCCUUGCAGAAAAAUACAGUUGUAGCGCCGCCCCCAAAGAUUGAUAUCUUCAAACGCCGUCCGAAUAAGGAAACCGUAUUCAAGAUCUACUUUAGUCGUGGCGACAUACCUGUGGUCUUGGCCGGUCGCAGCAACAAAUCAGAUCCAACCAAGGAACGUCCCUUGCGUUGGUACUGCACGCCAGAAGAUCUGGAUUAUUGCUACUACUUGCCCAUAUUUGUGGAUGGGUUGGCCGAUGCCGAUAACGAUACGCGUUUCUUGGCAUUUAAUGCCGCCAUCGACAUGAUUAUGAAGGCGCCCCAAAAGGUUCUGCCAGUGCUACCAAAAGUUAUUUUGCCCCUGAAACGUGCCUUUCAAACGCGCGACAAGCGCAUUAUCAUCUCAGCACUGCAUGUGCUACAGCUUAUGGUACGACUGGGCCCUUGUGUGGGACAAGCUUUGGUGCCUUUCUACCGCCAAUUACUGGCCGUUUGUAAUCUCUAUAAGAACAUCAACGUCAAUCUUGGAGCUGGCAUUGAUCCUGAUCGCAGCAAACGCAUUGGCGAUGUCAUUGAGGACACAUUGAAACUGUUGGAGCAUUGUGGUGGUCCCAAUGCUUUUAUCAAUAUUAAGUACAUGAUUCCAACUUAUGAGAGCGCUGUAUUUCCGCGCUGUGAAGUGCCACCCCAUGAGGAACCCGGAGAUAUCCAAUCCUAAGUACCCAAGUGCGAAUGACAAUUGUGUUCAUUUUGAUAUGGAACGCAUCAUUAUUUUUUACGAAACGGUUUACAAUUUCAUGUUUAAUACGAUUUUAUUGUGCUAGCGCUAGUCUGUGAAAACAAAUUUCAGUAGAAAUAGAUCCGGAAAUAAAAUUGUUGAAAAGUGAAGUCAGCAA
This is a messenger RNA of Scaptodrosophila lebanonensis, 1082 nucleotides long. Its product is annotated as parkin coregulated gene protein homolog. The coding region runs from base 89 to 904 and encodes 271 amino acids. Gene Ontology annotation, molecular function: Hsp90 protein binding; Hsp70 protein binding. Lineage: Eukaryota; Metazoa; Arthropoda; Insecta; Diptera; Drosophilidae. The record is from RefSeq and is a predicted model, not a curated record. The transcript is spliced from 5 exons.